AUGAUCGAUCAAAAGAAAUCUAAAGGAGAAAAGUAUUCUUCUGUGAAGGACGUCUUGCAUUCUUUGAUAUCACAAUCCAGUUUACAUGGAUUUCCCAGAAUCCUCUCCUCCACACAUUGGUAUCAGAAGAUUCUCUGGACGAUCCUGGUGUGUGUGACCUGUGGAUUCCUGGUUUACCAACUUUACCAACUCUUUUACGAGUUCAACAACUACCCCACCAAAACCAAAGUCUCUAUCAAGAGAGGAACUUUACAAUUUCCUGCCGUUUCUAUUUGCAACAUGAAUCCGGUGAAGAAUUCCUCGUUAGCUCUUAUUGAUGGAACUGAGUUCUAUAAGGUUAUGACACUUGACCCAAAUGAGAUCAGUGUAGAUAUAGAAGUUACUUAUGACCAAAACUUAGAAAAUAACAAUUCUUCUGACAGUUUCGAUCUGAAUGAGCACAAUUCAAAGUCAGACUAUGAGUACUAUUAUAAUCCGGAAACGAACAAUGGAAGUUCUGGAGAUUAUGAGAAUUAUGAUAAUGACUUCAGCUGGGCGAAUGACAUCACUUUUAGUGUAGACGGGUCAAAUAUACAACAGUCAUUGGAUGAUUUUGCAAAUUAUAUCAAAAGCCUAAAUUCUUGGGAAGAUGACGAAUGGAGUGAAGACGUCAAGAAGUUUAGAACACUCUUCCAGAACCAGUCCAAAGAAACCCGGAAAUCCCUGGGACAUUCUAUCCAAGAUAUGCUGUUGACCUGCGCCAUCAACGGGAAGAAAUGUUCAGCAGAAAAUUUCACACUGUUCCAAACUCUAGACUACGGAAACUGUUACACACUGACCAAUGAUUUGUUCGUCACCAGGAGAACGGGUCCUCUGAACGGCCUACAGAUGAUAUUACAGUUGGAGAAAUUCGAACACAUAGAACACUAUGUAGAUGGUUCUGGUUUUCGACUCGUUCUACAUGAACCGGGAACCUUCCCUUUCCCGGUCGCCGAAGGCUUCACGCUUAGCGCCGGUUAUGAAACUACGAUUGGUAUGAAAAUGGAGCAAGUGACACGUGCAGGUCCUCCAUAUGGUACCUGUGAGGAAGGGGACAACUUCUUUAAAACUUAUGGAAUCCGUUAUACUACGACGGCUUGUCUCCACGUUUGCAGAAAUAGGAAAGUGAUGGAAAUAUGUAAAUGCCGACCAUCGGAAACAAUCGUGGACAUAAAGUUCAUGGACAUAUAUAUAACACUGCCAGUUUGCGCAGCACUUGUCAAUGAUAGUUUGAGAAAGGAUAAUAAGAUGAAACAAUGCGAGGAAUUCAUCUAUUAUGAAAUCGAAGAAAACCACAUUAACUGCGGCUGUGCCACUCCUUGCAGGCAAACGUUAUACCAAUUCACUUCCUCUGGGCGGGUCUGGCCAGCAGAAUCAUUUCUGAGAGACGAAUUGUUAGAUGCAAUGUGCAGGAAUCAAAAUCAUUCUCAUUGCAUCCAAUUUAUGGAGGGGAAUUUUGAUUUCCACUACAAAGAUAACUUUUUAAAGUUGGUCAUCUAUUAUGAAGACCUGAACUUCGAAGAGCUAACCGAGGAACCGUUAUAUGACGGAUUCAGAUUUUUGUCGGACAUCGGAGGAACGAUGGGUCUCUUCCUGGGUGCUUCGCUUCUGAGUUUUGUUGAAAUUAUUCAGCUUUUGGUGGAGCUCCUUAAUUAUCUACGUCGCAAAUGUUUCAAGAACAAGAACUCCAGUAUAUUUGUAGAAUCGACGAAAGACACGACCGUCGUUGACAACAUACAUGCAUUUACAAUGACUAACGACAAGAGAGAUAAAGUAUAGAAGCAUUCCCUGCAUACUGUGAGGAGGAAGAGAAUUUUGUUAUUCAUUUAUUUGUUUAUUUUUAUCUAUUUAUAUAAAUUUUUAAUUUUAUUUUGCACACUUUCAAUCAAUUAAAGCUUCCUAUGUUCCAAUGUGUAUUAGAGUUUGAUAAAUAUAUCAGUACUACGGUAUUAUAUGAAUAAAAUGAAACAAAAAACAUACACACAAAAACCUACAGUUGUAGGGAUAAAAU
This is a messenger RNA of Ostrea edulis (European flat oyster), 2029 nucleotides long. RefSeq names its product degenerin deg-1-like. Gene Ontology annotation, cellular component: membrane. Gene Ontology annotation, biological process: sodium ion transmembrane transport. NCBI's taxonomy places the organism in Eukaryota, Metazoa, Mollusca, Bivalvia, Ostreida, Ostreidae. The transcript is spliced from 11 exons. The coding region runs from base 1 to 1797 and encodes 598 amino acids. The record is from RefSeq and is a predicted model, not a curated record. Gene Ontology annotation, molecular function: ligand-gated sodium channel activity.